This is a messenger RNA of Seminavis robusta, 1292 nucleotides long. Lineage: Eukaryota; Bacillariophyta; Bacillariophyceae; Naviculales; Naviculaceae. The record is from the annotation of a GenBank genome assembly.
AUGAAAUUGUCCAUUCGUUUUUGUGCACUGCAAUGGUUCAUCAGUAUCGGGCUGCUGCCAUUAUUAUUGGUGGUGGAUGGAUUCACUCCCAUCAUCACUCCAUCCACCUCUUCGAUCCACACAGCUGUCACACCAUUGAUAACAAGUAGCAGUGACAGAAGAAGAUCAGUGUUCCUCCUGGCCAACACGAACUCUGAUGAGGCUAGUACCCUUCCAGAAAGGACCGCCAUUGCCACCACCAUCACAGAGGAACAGCAGGAACAAGAAAAGCUGAGUGAAUUUCAGGAACUCCAAAUUGGUUGGGAUCAGAUUGUCUCCUUGGAAGCCUUUGAUGGGACCCAUAUUGACCGGUUGUGGACCCCAGAAGAUGUCAUUGGAAUUGCCAUUCACAUUCCACUCGUCUCUCUCGCUUUUAUCACCGCCACAACGGGCCAAAUGGCACCUUCACUAUUCGCUAUUUGCGCCAUUUCUACCCUCUUGACGUCGCUGGCCCAUUUCAAAAUGUGUUUCGAUGAACCCCGCGAUUGGAAAGCACCACGCAUGGCCGAACCCAAAUCCGUCUACGAAUUCAGUGCCAUCUACCUCCUACCCUUUGCUUGGUUGCAAUGGAGAAUUACACCGCUGUACCCAUCGGCACUGGAACAAGGACCCUUUGAAGUUCUGGCGUGUAUAGCGCUCUCGGCCAUUACCAUUUACGGAUUUGCCUAUGCCAUCUAUGGCAAGUAUUUACUAGCAAAAGUCAAUGCCCCCCACUCGACCUACGAGGGACCACUCCAACCCUCCACACCAGCCUAUCAAACUCAGGCACAACUCUAUUUGACGGGCAAUGUCGUCAUUAACAGUUUGGCCUGUCUGUUUCUGCCUUUUGCAUGGACACUGGCCAUACGAGGCACGGAUUGGUGGAAUCGCGUCCAAGAAUUGCAUCCCAACCAAGCCGCCUUUUUGGGCAUUUCCAUCUUGGUGGCUACCAUUGGCGAUACGUCCGGCAAUUUGCUCUUGCGAUUGCAACAAUUGCAAAUCACCACGUCGGUACGGGCAUUGGUCGUCAUGGGGAUUCUUUCCAAUGUCAUCUUUUUGCUCGUACCGGAACUACUCUUUAAUGGCAUUUACAGCAGUGGCAUCUCCGAAGUGGGGUUCUACUGGGAGUGAAGUGAUCGAGUUCGCAAUAGUCUACUCUAGCUAGUCUAGUCAUGGCGGUUCUUGUGGAAGCGAGGGAGCAGGCAAAGAAGAAACGCUUCGCAUCGCUCUGGAUGGAAAGACGCUACGGUAGUAGAUUAGGUCGAUGAUUCUCG